AUGUUCCCAAGUAAAUUGUAUGAUUUACAAUUAACACCUUCGCUGAAUAAGUUUAAUUCUGAUUAUGAAAGUGCUAAAUUAAUAGAGUCAUUUAAAUAACUAUUAAUAGAAGACGAUAAGGAAAUAGUCACAUAGGCUAUGGUAUUGUGCUUAAAUCAAAAAUUAGGAUCUAAUGAAAGCAAUUUCUUAUUCUCUGUACGGCACAUGGUAUUAUUGGAAAGCUUUGAGUGAGAUCUCUAAUGGCGACGAUCUUAAUACUAUAAGUUAGUAAUUGGAGAGGAAAAUCAUAAUUUAUGAUAUUUGUGAAAUUGAGGAUUUGAAAUGUUAAGUGAUUAAUUUUGGAUAUAAGAAACGCAUAUAUUUGGCUCGAUAUUUAAAUUACUUUUAUGUUGUUGGCAAAAAGGGUACAUCUGAAAAACAUAAACUUGUUAAAGAUAUUUUAAUGGAUGUUAUAAUAGAAAUAAUAGGUUUACCUAUUAGAAGGCAUAAACGAUCUUAUUCAGAUGCAUUUAAAUAUCUAUCAGAUUAGAAGGAUAAUAGAACAAAUAAAGUAAAUGUAAAAAAUGUACCUUUAUCUCCUUCAAAUAUAUCACGUACUAGUUUGUAAAUGUAAUUAUUGGAUGAGAUUAAUCAAGAGAGUGAUCUUUUACUUAAAGAAUGUAAUUCUUUGAUAAAUUCACCAGGUCCUUAGAAUGAUUUAUUGUAAUCUCUUAAUUUAAAUUUAUAAGAAGGUACAAAUAUAUUAUCUAAUGUAAAUUUAUUAAAAUUAUGUAUAGAUAAGAUAUUUUGGAACAUUGAAAUUUUAUGAUGAAGCAAGAUCAUAUGGAUUUAUAAUAAUGGAUAUGGAUGGUAGUGAUUUAUUUGUUCAUUGUGAUGAUUUAACUAAAGCAGGGAUGAGUAAAGAUUUCUUAAGGACAGCUAAACAUGGAAAUAUUAUAAGAUUUUCCUUUCUUAUUCUUGAAUAUUUUGGAAAAUAUAAUAAGAGUAGAAAAGCUGUUGACUUAUAGUUUAUUUAAGGUCAACAAUAUUUCAUGUGA
Messenger RNA from Paramecium sonneborni, 1037 nucleotides. Lineage: Eukaryota; Ciliophora; Oligohymenophorea; Peniculida; Parameciidae. The record is from the annotation of a GenBank genome assembly.